GUCAUAGCCAUGCCUCUGAACGCGUGUGUUGCAGGUAUUGAGUUGGCAGGGCUUAACUAAUCUUCGAAAUUUCAAUAGUACAUUCUUCUUGCACUCCAUGAGGAGGAAGCUUUCAAUUUAUACUUCCCUCCGCAACUCCCAGCUACUCCCAAGACCCCUAAACCCUCCAAGAAGACCAAAAAACCGUCAGCUCAAAAGCCCAACAAGGACAACAGCUCCCCUCAAACUCCGGACUCCAUAAAGCGUCGCUUUUCUCUCGAGAAAGCUGGCAAGACUAUCAAGAAAGUUUACUCUGACACUCGCGAUCUAAUCGGCAACAUGUCUGAGAGACCUUUAGACGCAGUCAAGCGUGCGAGCAAGAAAGCCGACCGAGCCCCUCACCUUCGUAAGAAGAACCAAACUGGCAUGGACACUAUUGAUGUUCUUGACGAAACCGGAUUCGGCGGAGCUUAUCAUCACGAUGGUCCCUACGACGCAACACUGGCUUCACGCAAUCGCGACAAGCGAUAUGCUCCCGUAGAAGCUGUUAAGUACGGUAACCAAGAGGCUCUUAAAGCCACCCCGCGAGAGAACGUCGUCGACUCUCUAGAACGCCACGUCCCUCUUCAGGGAACCGCUACCAUUCCUCCCGGCGCACGAGAUUACGGUGGUCGCGUCAUGAACUACGAGGAAGGCGCCGAUUUAAUGCGUGAGGCCGAUGCGCCCGGCGGUGCUUACAAGCGAUGGGACAAUGUCAAGUACCACCCCAACGAUCUCAAGGGCAAGGGAGAGCCCUCUUACACCAUCGAAGAGGACCAGAAGAAGCAAAAGCGCAUGCAGAACCAGACCCUCCACCCCUCGGGCGUCUAUGAGAUGCAGCCCACCGCACGCACUAGCGGACGCAACGAUAAGGACGAUGACGUCGUUGUGCGACAACGCAGCACCAGUCUCGGAUCCGCCGGAACUUCUUCUCCUAAGGGCAAGCGAUUGAGCGAUGGUAUCAAGCGCCGCAUUGGUAGUCUUCGCCGAAAGCACGAUGAGCCUUAAGUAAUUCGAUCCGAUGUACUUGGGUAAUCUCGUUUGCUUAUUGUGCACUUGUCGUCGCGCUAUGACUUCUACUUGCACCCCCACUAGCACGGAAUUGCAUGGCAUGCAUGCAUGGCUGUGCUUUUUGUUUCUUUCGGCGUUUUCUACUUCGCUGACUUACGACUAGAUGCACGGCUAAUUGCCUCCGGUCGGGUUUCGCAGAGUUUUCGAAGGAGCUUUAUGCGAAAGGCUCUAAUUAUUUCGCACAUUCAACUCAAUGCAUCAGCUAAUUGAAAGAAUGCGAGAACGAAGGAACAGACGAAUUUCACGCUCUAAUACACCAAAACUCCCCCACAUUUUCCUUUGUAUUCAAAUCGGAAUGAUUCCGAAUGGUCACGUUUUCUUAGACAUGACGCCGCAUGGCAUGGCACGGUAUCGCAGGAGGGCAACGUAAUGAAAAGCACGGCGAUGGAAGUAAUGCAUUUUUAAUCUGGUAUGGCAUGUUCGGCCAGGUUUCGGAAAGAUAGGAGGAAAUAAAGGAAAGGAAGAUGGCAAAGGUCACGAUCAGUUCACAGAAUGAGGGAUACCAGAUACUACUAGUUCCCACGAUUUAAUUGCUACACAAUCGCCUCGGGUUCCUAUAACCCGAUGGCC
Molecule: messenger RNA, 1659 nt
Organism: Hypoxylon trugodes
Lineage: Eukaryota; Fungi; Ascomycota; Sordariomycetes; Xylariales; Hypoxylaceae
Exons: 2
Coding region: 319-1026 (235 amino acids)
Cellular component (GO): cytoplasm
Source: RefSeq, a predicted model, not a curated record